Molecule: messenger RNA, 1158 nt
Organism: Plectropomus leopardus (leopard coralgrouper)
Lineage: Eukaryota; Metazoa; Chordata; Actinopteri; Perciformes; Serranidae
Source: RefSeq, a predicted model, not a curated record
CUGACGUCGCCAUGGGAACCAAACAGCAGCUCGCCACCGUCGGCUGUAACCUUUGACCCCGACCUGACGACCUGCGACCCCUGGCACGUCCACCUGGGCCUCCACCGGGGUCGCUGUCCCCGUGUCUCCGCGCAGCAGCUCGCGGCGUCCUCCCUGGAAACCACAAACACCAACAGAUCCUCCAGACGAUCAUCGUCUUCCUCGGAGUCCGCCGGCAGAAAACUCUCCGUGGACUCGACGUCUGAUUCUCCCUGCAGCUCCAGAGAAGACAUCCCCUCUGACGGGUCCAGAGGACGCCCACAGAGGACGGAUCCAGUCCAGCUCCCUGUCUCUGCUGCAGAGCAAACUCCCAGCGAUGGAUCUUCAGAGGACCGUCCCUCCGGGUCCCUCAGUGACCCUCAGGAGAGCUGGUCCGCCGGCUCUGAUGGAAGCUCCACCCCCGUCGCCUCCGUCAGCUGCUCCCCCUGCAGCUCCGCCGCCGGCCUGCCGGAGGAGGCUAAGGGGCGCCGGUCUGACGCCGCUAACGGCGGUCUGCAGACCACCGGCUCCUCCUCCGCGUGGAGGGGCUCCCAGAAGUUCUCGUCCCCGGCCCUCAGGUUCACCCGGCAGCUGAGCGUCGGGGGGGUGGGCUCCUCCGCCGGGGUCCACCACCCGUUCCCCAACAGGAAGACGCCGAGGAUCUCUGAGGCCGCCCGCCGGCUCGGGAUGUACUCGUCCUUCUGAGAGUCUCACCUCACGAGUCCUCGUCCAGCAGCCAGUCUGUGUCCUCUGAAGACACUGAUACUCAGCUUAUACCCCAAGGGCCAAAUCUGGCCCCUGACAGGGUGCCUGGUGACCCCCAAACCUGGCUAAGCCCUAAUCUCCGAAAAUCCUAGAAAUCUCCUUAAACACUCAAAACUGGCCAAAACCCUCAAACCUCCAAAAAAUCCUAGAAAUGUCAAAGAACCCUCAAAACCUCCGUUAACCCUUAAAAAUCCAUAAAAUCGUAGAAAUGUCCUGAAAUCCUUAAAUUAUUGUAGAAUUCUAGAAAAGCCAAGGAUGUCCUUGAAUCCUAUCGUAAAAACCCAGAAACACCUUAAAAUCCCAGAAAUGUCCAAAAAUCCCACAAACAUGAAUCUGGCUGCUGUGAGUGGCCCCUGGCCUCCUCUCAUUUUGGAA